Messenger RNA from Procambarus clarkii (red swamp crayfish), 781 nucleotides. It is a transcript of the gene RpS9, whose product is annotated as ribosomal protein S9. Gene Ontology annotation, cellular component: cytosolic small ribosomal subunit. The record is from RefSeq and is a predicted model, not a curated record. NCBI's taxonomy places the organism in Eukaryota, Metazoa, Arthropoda, Malacostraca, Decapoda, Cambaridae. Gene Ontology annotation, molecular function: structural constituent of ribosome; rRNA binding. Gene Ontology annotation, biological process: ribosomal small subunit biogenesis; translation.
AUUAGAUGAUAUAUGUGGUGUUGUAAUGGCGGCCGAGGCGAGGCAGGUCUUUCCCUUUAGUGACGGUGUGUGAGGCGGACGCUCCCGGCUGCCUCGUCCGUGUUUCUUCGUCUGCGUCUCCUAGGCCCUGAACACGGCCCUAACAGCCUGCCGAGAUGGUGAACCAUAGAGUACAGCUGGUGCAGAGUAAACGGUACUCCACCCCUAGGAGGCCGUUUGAGAAGCCUCGACUCGAUCAGGAACUCAAGCUAGUUGGUGAAUAUGGACUUCGUAACAAGAGAGAACUUUGGAUUGUGAAGAUGUUCCUUGCAAAGAUUCGUAAGGCUGCCCGUGAACUGCUGACCUUGGACGAGAAGGAUGCUAGACGACUUUUCCAGGGUAAUGCUCUGCUGCGUCGUUUGGUAAGAACAGGUGUCCUAGAAGAGGGUCGCAUGAAGCUUGAUUACGUUUUGGGUCUGAAGCCAGAAGAUUUCCUUGAACGUCGUCUACAGACUCAAGUAUUCAAGCUGGGUCUGGCCAAGUCCAUUCACCAUGCUCGUGUACUCAUCAAACAAGGACAUAUCAGGGUGCGUAAACAAGUUGUGAAUGUGCCAUCCUUCAUUGUGCGACUAGAUUCUCAGAAGCACAUCGACUUCUCGCUCAAGAGUCCAUUUGGUGGUGGACGGUAUGGUCGUGUGAAGAGGAAGAACAUGCGCAAGGGUGGCAGCAAGGCUGAAGAGGGCAGUGGUGAUGACGAGUAGUGUCAUUGAUUAAUGCUUUUCAAUAAAACAAAGCUAAUUAA